GCAUAAAGGUCUGACCAUGGCUCAGUGGUUUGUGUACAGGUGGAGCUGUGUUUGUGGUCUCUUGCUGAUGAGUCUGUGCUUUGACGUCACUGGUUCAUUAGUUGUGUGAGUUGAACUGGUUUAAAGGACCAGGUUCAGUGGAUCAGAUCAGGACUCAGACCCACUAUGACAGGACAGGUGAACACAUCCACACAAUGUCACACUAUGUUAUAGUACAUCCUCUGGUUUCUUUCUUGUUGCUUUCGUUUUCACAGAUCCUUCAGUUCAUGAUGAUGCUCUGUGGGUUUUUUAAUCUCAGUUGUCAUGUUUUCACUCUUUCCUUGAACUCUCACUAAUAUUAACAACUGUUUGAAUAAUCUACACACAGAUGAUCAUUAACUCGACACAGGUUUCAUAUUUUAUACUCAGUGCAUACUUUGACACUGGGAUGUUAAAGUACUUAUACUUCACUAUCAUAUUGUGUUUGUAUGUUUUAAUAAUCCUGUCUAAUGUGUUUCUGAUUGUGCUUAUUUGUGUGAACAGGAGCUUACAUGAACCCAUGUACCUGUUUCUGUGCAGUCUGUUUGUUAAUCAACUCUAUGGUAGUACUGGGCUGUUUCCAUUUAUUCUCCUUCAGAUCCUCAAAGACGUUCACACUGUUUCAUUUUCACUGUGUGUUCUACAGAUUUACUGUCUUUAUUCUUAUGUACAAGUGGAAAUUAUCAACUUAACUGUUAUGUCAUAUGACCGAUACCUGUCCAUCUGUUUUCCUCUGCAGUAUCACACUCGUAUGACGCAUAAUAAGAUUGGUGUGCUUGUCACUGUUGUGUGGGUUUUCCCUCUUCUUAAAGGUGCUGUAGGUCGUUACAGGACUGUGUCUUUACAGUUGUGUGGGAAUAUCAUUGAUAAAAUCUACUGUGAUAAUUAUUCUAUAGUUAAACUGUCCUGUUCUGACACCACAGACAAUAACAUCUAUGGACUCAUAGAUGUGUUCAUUUCCAUGUGUGUUCCUGUCAUGUUAAUCCUGUACUCGUACAUGAAGAUCCUUAAAGUGUGUUUUUCUGGAUCUAAACAGACCAGACAUAAAGCUGUCAGUACCUGUACACCUCACCUGGCUUCACUGUUAAACUUUACUCUUGGUUGUUGUUUUGAAAUCGUACAGAGCAGGUUUAAUAUGAACCAUGUUCCCAAUAUGAUGAGGAUAUUUUUAUCAGUGUACUUUAUAACCCUUCAACCAGUGUUUAACCCUAUGGUUUAUGGACUGAAAAUGUCCAAAAUACGUGUCAAAUGUAAUCAUCUGCUCUGUGGUAAACGUCAUUUAGACUCUGAAAGUUAA
Molecule: messenger RNA, 1315 nt
Organism: Sphaeramia orbicularis (orbiculate cardinalfish)
Lineage: Eukaryota; Metazoa; Chordata; Actinopteri; Kurtiformes; Apogonidae
Product: olfactory receptor 5F1-like
Exons: 1
Coding region: 368-1315 (315 amino acids)
Biological process (GO): detection of chemical stimulus involved in sensory perception of smell; G protein-coupled receptor signaling pathway
Cellular component (GO): membrane
Molecular function (GO): odorant binding; olfactory receptor activity; G protein-coupled receptor activity
Source: RefSeq, a predicted model, not a curated record